Molecule: messenger RNA, 765 nt
Organism: Saccharomyces mikatae IFO 1815
Lineage: Eukaryota; Fungi; Ascomycota; Saccharomycetes; Saccharomycetales; Saccharomycetaceae
Gene: AIM36
Product: Aim36p
Exons: 1
Coding region: 1-765 (254 amino acids)
Source: RefSeq, a predicted model, not a curated record
AUGUUAAGACUGCUAGGGAGGAACGUAUCAACAAGCAGCCGACAUUGUUCUUAUUUGCUGGGCGGACUACAGAAGCAAUUGCCUUUAUUUUCACCACCACUUCUGAGAGCACGAUAUUUAUCCUCUACUAACUCAACUACAAAACCUAACAAACCAGCUAAAAUAGAUGCGCCAGGAUUCAAGAAAAUUUUUCUUGUUGCCAUUAUUGGCACAGUGAUAUUUGUCAAGACAGUGAAAUCCUUGGACAAAAAUAAACCGAAGACAACGUUGUCUGAGGAAGAAUUUGAGAAUGUUGUUAAAGGGUUGAAGAGGCGUGUGGCAAUCUUCCCGCAAGGUAAAGUUGAUAUACGGUUUUCUUUGUUAUCCAGUAUUAAUGAGACUGAGGAUGUCUUGCGAAAAUCACAAGAUGACGAUUUAAGUAAACUACAGUUUGUCGAUCCAGCCAACGUCAUUGAUUACUAUAGAGCGUUAAAAAACGAUCGAUAUGAAGCUCUAUUGAAUGAAUACUACGAUAAAUACGGGCAUGAUACAUACAUUGAUAAGUUACCAACCGGUAUGUUGGUCAUGCUUUUGGGCAGAUAUAUGAAGGAUAAUUACAAGGCAGGUGACAGGCUAAUAGUUGUCAACUUUCCACAUUCGAUUAGCGAUGCAACAAAAUUUGAAAACGAAGUUUCUAUAGUUUCUAAAAUCUUGGUCCCAAGAAAACUCAAAGGCUCUGACAUCUGUAAAUAUUAUGAAACUGUAGGUAAGGCCGACAUCAUCUGA